AAAUGAACAUGUUCUAGAACGAACAUUAGUUGACGGUAACGUUUAUUGUUGUAAUGUGAACAAUUCUAUUGGCUAUUUUGGAUCAUGUACUGUGGUUAAAAAUUCUAUGGUAAACAUUGUAAACAUUGGAUUUUUUCGUAAUAACAAAAGAUGA
Messenger RNA from Dentiscutata heterogama, 154 nucleotides. Lineage: Eukaryota; Fungi; Glomeromycota; Glomeromycetes; Diversisporales; Gigasporaceae. The record is from the annotation of a GenBank genome assembly.